AUGGAUAAAUAUUUCCAGAAUGAAUAUCGUGACUCGUUGGGUCGCAUGAAGCAAAAGACCGGCGAUACGUAUGCUGUGACCACGCACGAAACACUCUACAAAUCUGUUGAGGACCGCAUUACUGAUGCACAAGACGAGAAACGAAGUGCUGAAGCAAAAUUGGCAUCCGCCAAACAACUUCUUCGUUCACAGGAAGAAGCACUCAAGCUACGCGACGAUGAGCGCCGUCAGAUGAAGUCGAAAAUUGUGGCGUUCGAAUUGGAGACCCGUGGAAAAGAGGCUCAAAUCAGACAUCUUAACGUAUGUUCUAGUUUUCGUUCACUAUAUAAUAUGUUUAAGCUUAGUAAUGAGAAUUAA
Molecule: messenger RNA, 357 nt
Organism: Anisakis simplex (herring worm)
Lineage: Eukaryota; Metazoa; Nematoda; Chromadorea; Rhabditida; Anisakidae
Source: the annotation of a GenBank genome assembly